This is a messenger RNA of Haliotis rufescens (red abalone), 953 nucleotides long. RefSeq lists its product as uncharacterized. NCBI's taxonomy places the organism in Eukaryota, Metazoa, Mollusca, Gastropoda, Lepetellida, Haliotidae. The record is from RefSeq and is a predicted model, not a curated record. The transcript is spliced from 6 exons. Bases 63 to 716 code for a protein of 217 amino acids.
AAUAUCCAGUUCAAUCAGUCACGAACAGUGUCGACGCCAAUCCCAUGAAGUAACAGAUACUGAUGGAUAUAUACAAGCUCUCAGUCAUAUCUUUGGUCAUAAUGAGGACAAUUGAAGCAUCUUCGUUGAAGUACCGCCUUAAAUCUACACAAGCUAUAGAAGGGCAACCGUGUACUUUAUCGUGUAGACACGAUCACACCAUAGGAACUGCAUUGUGGUACAGGAACUGGGUCCGGAUUUUUCAAACAAAUAGGAAUUACCAGUUUGAGAUGCUUGACAAGAACAUUGAUCACGAGGAGUUCCGGUCUGUGUCAGGACGGAUCUCUGUGGAUGCAACCCUGAUCCGACACAACGUGAUCCUCACCAUCAACUCUACACUGGAUGAGGGAUCUGUGUGGAGGUGUGGUCUAGGGGAGGAUUCUAGUAAUAAUCUGACAGUAAGGGUGGUCAAGCCAGUCACUGACGGGAGUACAACCACCCAACCCCAGACAACAUCCAUCGUUAGCAAGACAACUACAACUACAGAAGCUAUGACAGAAAACAAAGAAUAUCCGGCAACCCAUGCCUUUAUCCUAACCAUGUGUGGAACUGCCUGUUGUCUCACCCUUGUCAUAGGCAGCACCAUAAUCUUGUUUGCGAGGAGUCGCCUCACAGCUGGACCCGAUGAUAAAACCACAGCAGGAUCUCAAGCAAGACCACAGCAGGCCAGACAGUGACUGAGACGGUCUAACUGUUGCCAGUACAAACAUGUCAAUGAGUUUUGCUUGUAGGAGUGCUUUGAAACACAUCAAUGCUGAAUUUGCAUGUUUAAUGAGUGCAAGGCGACUACUGACUAAACAGUGCAGCCGUUCACAAACUUAGACUAAAUGUACACGUCAUUUUGGAAAACAAUAUAUGCAUAUAAACUACCCGGCUAGAGAAAGUAUACACCAAUAUUUGAUGGUGGCUGAAAA